GACCUGCUGGUCCGCAUGACCCUGCGGGAGAAGGCGGCGCAGAUGGCCCAGAUCGAGCGCACGGUCGCGUCGGCGCGCGCCCUCGCGGAGCUCGGCGCGGGAAGCGUCCUCAACGGCGGCGGCAGCGCGCCCGGCAACCGCUCACCCGCGUGCUGGACCGGCAUGAUCGACGGCAUGCAGCGCCUCGCGCUCUUCUCCCGCCUCGGCGUCCCCAUCCUCUACGGCACCGACGCCGUCCACGGCCACAACAACGUCUACGGCGCUACCGUCUUUCCCCACAAUGUCGGCCUCGGCGCCGCCAGGGAUCCGGAGCUCCUGCGUAAGAUCGGCGAGGCGACGGCGCUGGAGGUCCGCGCCACCGGCAUCCACUGGACAUUCGCACCCUGCGUCGCUGUCUGCCGGGAUCCGAGGUGGGGAAGAUGCUACGAGAGCUACAGCGAGGACCCGGAGAUGGUGCGCUCGUUGACCACCAGUGUUACCGGCCUGCAGGGGCAGCCACCAGCCGACCACCCUCAUGGCUACCCGUUCCUGGCUUCCAUUAGGGAGAAGGUACUUGCUUGUGCCAAACAUUUCGUAGGAGAUGGUGGCACAGACAGUGGAAUCAAUGAGGGGAACACCAUCUGCUCCUACAAUGAUUUAGAAAACAUCCAUAUGGCACCUUACCUUGACUGCAUAGCACAAGGGGUGGCAACGGUGAUGGCGUCCCACUCCAAGUGGAACGGGGAGCGAUUGCAUUCGUGCCGUUAUUUGCUGACAGAUGUUCUCAAGGGCAAGUUAGGCUUCAAGGGUUUUGUGAUUUCAGAUUGGGAGGGCAUUGACAAGCUCUGUGAGCCUCGAGUUGCUCAAGGGUCCGAUUAUCGGUAUUGCAUUAAGCAGUCGGUUAAUGCUGGAAUGGACAUGAUUAUGAUACCUUACAGAUUUGAGGAGUUUCUGGAGAAUCUAGUGUUCUUGGUGGAGACAGGGGAGAUACCUAUGUCUCGGAUUGAUGACGCAGUCGAGCGGAUUCUGAGGGUCAAGUUCAUUUCUGGAGUGUUUGAGCAUCCAUUUUCAGACCCGUCUCUGCUGGACAUGGUUGGUUGUAAGGAACAUCGGUUGUUGGCGCGUGAGGCUGUUCGCAAGUCUAUGGUACUUCUAAAAAAUGGCAAAAAUCAGAAGGAACCAUUCCUUCCAUUGGCCACAAAUGUAAAAAGGAUACUGGUUACCGGAACACAUGCAGACGAUAUUGGACUUCAGUGUGGUGGAUGGACAAUAGGAUGGAAUGGAGAAAGUGGAAAAAUAACUCCUGGAACAAGCAUACUGGAGGCCAUAAAAGAAUCAGUGGGAGUGCAAACUGAGGUUGUGUAUGAGGCAUGUGCAACAGAAGCUACAAUUGCAACUGGGCAGUUUUCCUACGCUGUUGUUGUGGUUGGAGAGGUUCCAUACGCUGAAACUGUAGGAGACAGAACUGACCUUAGUAUUCCGUUUAAUGGGUCUGACCUUAUCACCCAUGUUGCAAGUAGAAUCCCUACCCUGGUGAUUGUUGUAUCUGGAAGGCCCUUGGAUAUUGAAACACAAGUUCUGGCGACGAUUGAUGCUCUAGUUGCUGCCUGGCUACCUGGAACAGAGGGCAUGGGGAUUGCCGAUUGCCUAUUUGGACAUCAUGAUUUUGUUGGCACGUUGCCUGUGACGUGGCAUAGGUCCGUUGAUCAGUUGCCUCUAAAUGCUGGAGAUGCUAACUAUGACCCUUUAUUCCCUGUUGGUUAUGGGUUGAAAAUGUUUGAAAAAUGAAGACAAUUCAACAUAACCAGGUCACUGGUUUUGCUAUACAUUUGCAUCACUGUGAUAGUUUUCAAAUAGUAAUCUCUGUAUCCAUUGACAGUUGGAAACUCUUUUGAGAAAUAAU
This is a messenger RNA of Panicum hallii, 1882 nucleotides long. RefSeq names its product beta-glucosidase BoGH3B-like. The transcript is spliced from 8 exons. Gene Ontology annotation, molecular function: beta-glucosidase activity. The record is from RefSeq and is a predicted model, not a curated record. Gene Ontology annotation, biological process: glucan catabolic process. NCBI's taxonomy places the organism in Eukaryota, Viridiplantae, Streptophyta, Magnoliopsida, Poales, Poaceae. The coding region runs from base 16 to 1767 and encodes 583 amino acids.